Molecule: messenger RNA, 6851 nt
Organism: Hemiscyllium ocellatum (epaulette shark)
Lineage: Eukaryota; Metazoa; Chordata; Chondrichthyes; Orectolobiformes; Hemiscylliidae
Product: coiled-coil domain-containing protein 171-like
Exons: 26
Coding region: 138-4286 (1382 amino acids)
Source: RefSeq, a predicted model, not a curated record
GGGAGGAUGUCAGUUGAGUUUCAAACCGAUGUUGCGCCCCGCUCGAGGCGCCUUGUCUGCUCGGUUCGCGGCGGAGGUGCCUGCGCGGGAUAUUUAAAUACACGACCAGUCCGAGAGAGAAGCGCGGUGAAAUCCCGAUGUCCUUGGUUACAAACACGACCUUUUCCGUGUUCUCCAGCACGAAGUGGUCGCAAGGCCGGGGAGAGUUCUUUGGGGGGCGAGAAGUGAGAAGUUUUAAAACAUGUAGGGGGAAGGAAGUUAUGUCUGCAGCCGACUUGCACGACCCUGUGCGACGUUCCCUCGAAGGGACGGGUAACAGCUCCCAGAUCAUUCAAUUGAGAGCCAACGCAGAUUCAAGGAAUUUAAUCCCCAAACUGUCUUCUCCUCAAAAGCAGAACUCGACAGCUAAUGAUAUCGAGAGAUUGCAGAGCACCAUCAGUCAACUCCAGAAUCAAAUGAAACAGUUGCAGCCUGGGGAUGGCGAUUGUAGUUCUACUGAGCACAGGUGGAAGCUGAACAGAUUGGAAAAAGAGAAAGUAGAACUAACUAGCAGAUUUAAUGAAGAGCGUGCAACAUUUGAAAGCCAUAUUGCUAGAUUGCGAGCACAGCUGGAGAAAGGAGAGGCACUGAGACAGACCCUGGAGUACGAGCUAGCUGUGGCCAAGAAGGAAGCCAGUGUUGUAAAAUGCACUUCAGAAGACAGAAUAGACUCUAUUCACAAAGUACAUGCACAGUUAAAAGUGCAAAAUUCAGAACUUCAACAGAAAGUGAAGGAAUUGGAAAAAACUCUAGCAAUUUCUGAACAAGCAAGGAAAGAUGAUCAACAGAGGUUCCAAACUGAACAAGAGGAUAGGGAUAAAAUUAUUCAGACCUGUAAUACAGAAAAUGAGUUCCUUAUUGCUGAGAGGAAUCGAAUUGAUGCUAUCUUGCAGGGUCAGGAGCAAACAUUUGUUGGGCUGCAGAAGCGACUAAAGGAACUAGAAGCUGAGCGCAACAAUCUCACAGAAGCACUGCGACGACAGAAGAAUGAAUUUGAAUAUAGUACUGACCGAGAGGAACGAUUAAAAAGGGAGCUGGAGGUAGCACAGCAAAGAGUGAAGACAUUAGAAGAAAACAUUGAGGCAGAAAGGGCUGCACAUCUGGAAUCAAAAUUUAACUCUGAAAUUAUUCAGUUGCGCAUACGAGACCUAGAAAAUAUGUUGCAAGUGGAAAAGUCAAGUCAUGCAGAUGCAGCGUUAAAUUUGGACUUGAUUAAACAGCAAUUCAGCGAUAUUGAACUCUCGUAUGAAAGGGAGAAAUCAAAAGCUACAGAAACUACUAAUCAAUUACAGAAAUUACAAAAAGAAUUUACAGAAUCAAAACAACAGUUGAUAGCAGAAAUUGAAGAAAAGAAUAAUGUGAUUGCUGACCUUUCAAAAAUGCUUCAGGGCCAUGAGGAAAGUUUUGAAAAUCUUCAGGAUGAGCUAAGAAAAGCAAGGAAACGGCAGGCUUUCCUGGAAGAAACAUAUGGGGGCAGCAUGAGAGAGCUAGAACUCCUUUUGGGCAAUUUUGCUGUGUCAGGCCUACGGACAUCAGGCAGUCGCAAGGACAAAGAAAAACCCUUAAGCCCCUCUGUCGUCCUUGAGAAUUUGAGACAAACCUUGACAGAUUACCAGAGCAGGCUAGAAGACACAUCUAAUGAGCUGAAUAAAGUGAAAGAUUUAUAUGAGAAGAUAAAUGAGCAAUGUGAAGCUUACAAGGAAUUAAUCUGGUCACAAAAUGAAAAUCGUGAGAAAGUUCAUGAAGACCUGACAUCUGCUAAUAAAAAGUUAAAUCAUUGGCGGAGUGAAUGUUCUGAGAAAGAUGCACUGAUUGAUGCUAUGAGCGUGGAGCUACAAAAUUUGAAACAUAGCUUUCAGAGAGAAAGAAAUUCUGUUGCUGAGGCUAAAAAUGAAAUUCAGAAACUUGCAAGGGCUCAUCAAAAGGAUACAGAGGAGAAACUGACCUUCCUUCAUAGUUUGUACCAGCGACUAGUAGCAGGCUGUGUCGUCAUGAAGCAACCAAAUGGCAUGUUGGCAAAAUUUUCUUGGCCAGAGCUAUGCACCAUGCUGCAAGAGAACAUUGAUAUCCUUACUUCAGAUCUGAACAGAGCUAAUGAAAAGGAGUCAUACUUGGAGCACAUUUGUCGAAAUAAGGAUGAAACUAUACAUCAACUGCAGCAAAGCCAAGAAGCUACCUUCAAUAAACUAACCGAACAGAUGAAGGAACGAGAGGCUAAUUGGAAAAAACAGAAGACAGACUUGGAGGAGCAUUAUACUGGACUCCUUGGGGAAAUUCAUUCAAGAGCACAGUCAUGCCAUCUUGGAGCAGAAGAAGCCAAAGAAAAGUUAUCCAGUCUGACAAAGAUCAAGGACAAGUUGACCCUUGAACUGUCUCUUACAAAGAAACAAUUGUCUCAGACACGGAAAGAACAUGUUGCUUUACUAGCAGCUUGUGCUCUGAUGGCCGGUGCAUUGUACCCAUUAUACAGUAGAUUCCGUGAGCUCUCUGUGCAGAAGGACAUUCUUCAAGAUCAAGUACAUAUCUUUGAAUAUUUCAAAAAUGAAAUCAGGACUGUUGUUCAGGUUCUUUCUCUGGAAAGUAAUCCAAGCAAAUUGAAGAAAAAGAAGCCUCAAAAAGGAUUGAUACAAGUUUUCAGAAAAAGUGUUAUAGCAAUCUUAGCAGUCAACAGACUUCAAGCCUUGGGUCUCGGAUAUAAGCCUCUAUUCACUUGGUCUGAGGGCUUUAAUAAUAAACCAAGACUUGUAAUUUGCACCGGCAAAGUGAAGUCCUACAUCACUCAUUCAAGACAGGAAAGCGUGCAAAACAGUGUUAUCCAGGCUGUUGAAUGGUUUUCCAGUUCUGAGCUAUUGGCUGCAGUAGUUGAUUCUACGGCUGAGUUACAGGAUAUAAUCACUAAAUCAAAUCCAAAUCAAUUUCUUUCAAGCUGUUCAAUAGAAAAUUUAGCCAAGAGUUCCUUUUCAAAACUCAUGGACAGGCUAAGUGUGGAAAUGGAAAAUAUUCCAUUAUGUUGUAAUAGACACUUUGGAUGUGGGAACAAGAAAUCAUUAGUCGAAAUACUGGGCGAUGGACUGUGUAAAACCAAUGCCAAAGCAGGGAAAGAAGGAUUACAGAUUACAAUGCCUAUAAAGCGAUGUGUAGAAGUAUUGAAGAAACAGAUCCUUGAAUUUACUCAGAGGCUACAUGCAGCAGAAGUUGAACGUCGUUCAUUGCGUUUGGAGCUUACACAACUCAAAAAACACAUGAGUGAAUUAGAAAGGGAAAGUGGGAAGACCGAAACCCUUGAACAGCAGCUGUGUGACCUCAAGCAGUCUAUGAAGACUCAGAAGAUGGUUCCAUUUGAGAGAUUUGGGAGUAUUUGUGAAGAGCUGAAUAAUGCCUUGCUUAGAGAGCAGCAGGCUCAAGUGCUAUUAAAUGAACAAUCACAUCAAAUGCAAGAAUUGGGAUUACAACUGGAACUACAUUCCAAUGAAGAAGCAGAAAAGGAUCGGAUAUUAUCUGAGGCUGUAAAGAGUCUCUCAGAAGCAAACAUGGAGCUAAGAAGAAAAGAUCAAUCUCUACGUCAGUUGAACAAAAAUCUAGCCCAGUUGGAACAGGACAAGCAUCAACUUGAGGAGAGCAUCCAUGAUGCAGAAACUGCCCUCUGCAAGGCAGCAAAAGACAGAGAAAACUUGGUCAGAUACAUGAAAGGUGUGGAUGAUGCCUUGAAGCAGGUCAGAGAUCAGAUUUCACUGUCAUGGUCUGUGACAGCAAAAAAUGACUUCACCCUGCAGCUACCCAAAUUGCACCUGGAGAUCUUCGAAGCAAAGGGGCUGAAGGAUGGACUCGAGGUUGCUUCAUUCCAGAAUUUAACCCAGACUUUCAUGGACGUUUACCAGCUGGCUAGCUCCAGGGUUACUGCUCUGGAAACAGAAAUCACUUCACAUCAAAAACACAUUGCAGCUCUCAAAUCAGAACUUCAGACUGCAUGCCUGCGUGAAAAUAAUGGCUUAGUUCCAUCCAUCGGAACCCAUUUCGAUCAACUAUACGCUUGCCAUUCACAAACAAUCUUGUCACAAGAGAAAAGAAGCCAGGAAUUUGGCCCCUUGCAGCCAGAAAUGGAGAGUUCGCACAGUUUUCUGAGGGACACCCCACAGAAAAACAGACCACGUUCCCAAUCUUCAUCCUCUCUCCAUGUUAGUCAAUCCACUGGAUCCUUGAAAACAGAACAUGAUGGUUUCCAUAGUACUUUUAGAUUACAAUUGUAAAGUCUAUUUUUUUUUUGCAGUUGUCUGAAUUAAGUAAACAUCAGCUCUUUUGAUAUGAGGGCAAUUAUAAGCAACCCUGCAUUCAUGUUAGAGUAAUUGAUUGAAAACCUUUUUUGAGCUUGUAUAUGUGGUUAAACAGAUAAUCUCUUAUUUAUGUUUAAUUUUCAUUUUCUUAUUGAAUAGCUAUAUUUUAAAUGCAAAAAAGUGACACAUUUUAAGUAAUUUUGCAUAGGCUUAAAAUCAAUAAGCCAUUUCAGUCUCUAUCUAUCAACGUUUUUUUAUACACGUCUGUUUCAAAGUAGGAUGCAGCACUUUAAUAGGAUCACUAAAGCUAUUUGAAAUGUAUACCAAUGAUUCCUGUCAUUUCAUGGCAGCCCUGCUAUGGUUCACUGAGCCCCCUCUUCUCUCUUGUCAACUGAACUGAAGACAAGCAUUUAGUUGCAAACUUUAAACAGGUUGUGCAGAGCAGAGAUGAUGUGGCUGGUUUUUCUCAGCACAAUAAUGUCACUCCUGGUCAAUGUGAGAAGGUCAGAUUGCCUCUCACUGAGCUACAUGAUGAUAGCAUUGCCUAGUUGAAUGUACGGAGUUAACUGUUGGAUCUAGUCCCUACAGACCCUCAAUCUCAUCCCCUUAUCGGUUAUUGUCUGAUAAGAAAAGGUGAAACAACUGUACUGAGAGGAAUGGGGAUGACAUGUUUAUGUACUGUGCAAGGUCAGUUCCUGAAUAAGUGUCACUGUUGUAACUAAUCCAUUUAAUAUGUUCACAGACUUUUUGACGUAAUUGCUACUUUGGCCUUUGUGGCACACAGAAACUGGCUUAGUAUCCUGGAACCAUUGCAGUUAAGAUAAUCACACUGACCCCGAGUCAUGCUCCAGAUGCUGACUGGCACUGCAGAACUCUGAUUUUGAAUUUAGGCACUUCAGUACCAGAUGUGGAGUAAAACCGUGUCACUGGAUUCACCUUGUUUCAUAACAAACAUGUACAGAUUGCCAUUCAUUUUUGUUGAAAUGAUAGAGUAUACCUCUUAAUUUUAACCUACCCACGUCUUAAAGGGAAUAUAUUGGAACAUCAAAAUGGAAAUGGAAGCAAACCUAAAUGGUGGAUGAUUAAAUAAAGAAGAAAAAGAUAGAAACAAGAAUUUUCGAAUCUCAUAGUUGAUUAACCCCUACUCCACACAACCCCUGUUCUCUUUCCCCACCACCAAAAAACAACACAAGCUUCGUUUUGGAACCGUAGCUUUUGCCCUGCAUUUUCUGCUUUGUAACACAGACAAGUAAAAGGCUCAUGUCAGGCCAAGAUGUCAGGGAGUUGACAUGAAGCCCCUGUGACAUUUCAGCUCGAAAGAGCAAGUGUCUUGCAACCAACUGGUCAAAUAUCAAAUAAUAGGUCAGGCAGGAAGAGCUGAGUGCUAACCACAAGGCAGGUUCUGGCAACAUCUUUGACAAGCCUUAGGUGCUUGCAAUUUAUGAAGUGAUAUUCAUUUGGUAAUCAGCAUAUAGUCCCUUGUUUAAUGGGUUACUGUUAUUGGUUAAUGUCUUUAACCCCAUAGGUGCAAGCAUUACUUUCUCUGGAAUUCUACGAAGAAUUUGUAAGAUUUUUUUUAAAAAACUGAACAAUUGAGUCACACAGUGCUCUUUUACACAGUCACUGAGAGCACCAUGAAAUUAAAUCAGUUUUUGAUUUUUGGAACAGUCGUUUUUUUAUAAAAGUCUUCUCAUUGAAACAAUACAAUAUUCUUUAUUAAAUUAUUGAAAUAUUAUGAGACAUGUUUUAUGCAAACUAUUUGCCUGCAGUUUGAAACAUGUUUGAUCAUCAAGAAAAAACAUGGCUGUGUAGUAAAAUUACUAAAAUGAGGUACAAAUUUCUCCCCCGGAGGUGGCAAGAAGGGGAAAUAAUUGCACAAGUUGGCUUUGAAAGGAUAAUUACUCCCUUGUCCCCUUUAUCAGUUAAAGGGCAAAAAGGUUCAUUAGGGAUCUUCUCAAUUCACCAGCAAUUCGUCUGCUAAAAAGCUCAGUUAGCGGCCACUUAGAGCCAUGCCACCUCCCUGAUUAUCUAUAGCCAGCAAGGGAGAAAGCCAAACUGGGGACUCAGUUUGGCUGAAUCUGGGGUGAAAGGAGGCACAGAUAAAGGACAAGUGUGUGACCCUUACCUCUAACCCUCACUGUGAAAAGCACAAAUGUAUCCUCUGAAGAGUAGGACUUGACAAAUAGUUUUUAGGACCCAGAAGCUGCAGAUCUACGCUUGCCCAAUAGUUUCUGGCUGGCCAGAGACCACUGUUGAGGCUUAUGAAUUAACAACUGGGCUAACUCAGAAUUACUUUAAGUUUACAUUUUGGUUCAAUAUCCAGGUCUAGCAAGUAGAAUUUAACAAUAAAAUAGUAUAGGCAGCAUUUCCUGUUUCCCAAAAUAAAUCAUUGACUCGUACAUGAUAAUCAUAUUGAAACCUGUUUAUUUACUGGAUUUCUAAUUAUUGUAUUAAAAUCUAAAAACUUCCUCACAAGUUGUUUUUGAUUUAAUUUCUAGAAUCUGUAUUUAUCUUCCCUUUUCAUGCAGUGAUUGAUUUAGU